CUAGUUCCUGACCGAGGUGAGAAUGGCCGGCUUGAUGUGGCUUCGGUGCAUUCUAGGGCCCAAUCUGCAGCGGAUCCACCGCUCGCCGGACCAGACCCGCACUGACGGCCGAUCGGCGCGCAGGGGUUGGAAUUAUCAGCCCAGAGGUCUGGAGAGACACACAGACAGCAUCCUCGGCUGGGCGUCAGUGCUGUGGUCUCUGUCAUACUACACUUCUCCACUGCUCCUCUGCUAUCUCUACAGGAAAGGGUACAUCUGCAGCAGUAAGCUGGUUCCUCUGAGUCAGUAUGUUGGAACAGCGCUGGUCUGUCUGCUCGGAGUGGCCUGUCUGAGAGGUUGGGGACGCUGGAGAAACCCUGAGUACCUUCAGUUUAUCAGCAUACUGGAGGAGACCAGGAACAACCACACAACAAACAACAAGAAAAAACUGGCAUGCUUUGACUUCGACUUCAAACACUGGCCUGCUGAUUUCAGCUGGAAAGACGUUAGUAGUCCGAAAUCAUCUAAAGGUGGCGUGUCUUUGCUGAGACCUGAACCCAAACACAGAGGAGCAGCAGACACUGUACUGAGUUCAGUUCGCACACUGCCCUGCCACAUCCUGAGUUAUGUUAUUGCUCACUCAUUCGGCCGGAGGAUGCUGUACCCAGGCUCAGUGGGUUUGCUACAGAAGGCCAUGAGACCAAUGUUACAGCAGGGCCAGGCCAGACUCGUAGAAGAGUAUGAAGGUCAGCGGAACAAACUGGUGGCUUGUGAUGGGAAUGAGAUCGACACCAUGUUUGUGGACCGGAGGAGAGAUGGAGGAACAGCUGGCAAAACUCUGGUGAUCUGCUGUGAGGGAAAUGCAGGAUUUUAUGAGGUCGGCUGCAUGAACACACCACUCGAAGGUGGAUACUCAGUGUUGGGCUGGAAUCACCCAGGCUUUGGCGGCAGCACAGGAGUUCCUUUUCCUCAAAACGAGGCCAACGCGAUGGACGUGGUCAUUCAGUUUGCUGUGCACAAACUGGGCUUCCAGUUGAGUGACAUCAUAGUUUAUGCCUGGUCGAUAGGGGGAUUCACAGCCAGUUGGGCUGUGAUGUCAUACCCAGAGAUCAGAGCUCUGGUUCUCGAUGCCUCAUUCGAUGACCUGUUACCCCUUGCACUGAAGGUCAUGCCGGACAGCUGGAGACCCUUGGUCACACACACAGUGAGGCAGUACAUGAACCUCAACAAUGCUGAACAGCUCUGCAAGUACCAGGGACCAGUGUUAUUGAUCAGAAGAACCAGAGAUGAAAUCAUCACCACCACGGGUCCAGAAGACAUCAUGUCUAACAGAGGGAACGACCUGCUUCUCAGGCUGCUCCAGUACAGGUAUCCUAAGGUGAUGACAGAUGAUGCUGUUACAGCGGUGAGGCAGUGGCUCGCAGCAGGCACACAGAUUGAAGAAGAGUCAGUGUACACGGGCUAUGAGGUGGAUGAUGACUGGUGUUUGUCUGUUCUUCAGUCCUAUCAGACAGACAGAGAGACGCUGUUCCCCUGGAGCGUCGGUGAAGAUAUGACACUCGAGGGCAGACGGCAGCUCGGUUUAUUCUUGGCACGGAAGUAUAUGCGAAACUUUGAGACGACGCACUGCACUCCCCUCCCCAUUUCUGAGUUCAGGCCUCCCUGGAAACUGUAGAGGCGCUGAGAAAGAGCACUGGAGGUCAAAGGGAAACACACAGACACACGCCGGUACUCAGAAUCAGAUCUACAGGAUGGCAGGGAGCAAUUUAGCAGUAGUCAUUUGUAUAAAUGUGACCUGGUUAUUUGUUUAUGUUUUGUUGGCAUGGUUUGAUAGAGGCGUUUUAAAUUAUUGGUUGUGCUCUUCCUGCACCGCAGUAGAUGUUUAACGUGAAAAUGAGGGUCAGAAACGUGUGGACGCUCAGGUUUGACAUCAUGUUUGUUUCUUUUGAGAGACUCAGUGAUGGGACAGAUGAUCUCUUGCCUCUUUCUCAGUCUGUUUUCCUUUUUUUAAUUGAUUUUGUGAAGCACUGUAAUUAUGAACAAACCGUAUCGUCAAACAAUGUUCUGAAUGUUAUAUUACAUAUGAAUAUUAAAUGAAACCCGGGGAUACUUUUUUGUGGUUGAAUUCCUCUAUAUAAAGUCAUUAUUUGUGUUUCACACACAAAAUAAAAGUUUGUUAUUGUAAAUGAAA
This is a messenger RNA of Danio rerio (zebrafish), 2170 nucleotides long. RefSeq names its product abhydrolase domain containing 16A, phospholipase (gene abhd16a). NCBI's taxonomy places the organism in Eukaryota, Metazoa, Chordata, Actinopteri, Cypriniformes, Danionidae. The record is from RefSeq and is marked provisional.